AUGGCUAAAGUUUUUGUCACUAUUUUUGUCGCUAUAUUAGCUAGCGCUGCUGCUGAUCAGUGUACCCCGGAGAGUUGUAAUGGCGAAAAACAUUCUUUGUGUUUGUAUAGCUCACCAGAUCCAUCACCAAAUUGUAACAAAGUCCAAACUAGUUCACUGACACCCGACGAAGAAAAAGAAAUUCUUGAUGCGCACAAUAAAUUCCGAGCUACAAUAGCUAAUGGAAAAGAAAAACUUGGACAUCCUGGACCACAGCCAGCUGGUAAAAUUCCUCCACUCAAGUGGGACAAAGAAUUAGCAAAUGUUGCUCAAAGAUGGGCCAACCAAUGUAAAUUCGGUCACGAUAAAUGCCGUGAUGUUGAACGUUUCAAAGUUGGACAGAAUGUAGCCUCGAAAAUGUACAGCGACGGACACAAGGCAAAAAUGACCGAAUUGGUUAAAUUGUGGUACGAUGAAGUAAAAGACUUUGACAGCCGGCAGGUCAAGAGCUUUAAACCACAAUCAUCUCCCGAAAUCGGACACUACACCCAACUUGUUUGGGGUAAGACCACUCUCGUAGGUUGCGGUGUCGUUAAAUAUUUGAAAGACAAAUGGUACACAACCUACUUGGUUUGUAAUUAUGGUCCAGCUGGAAACAUGAUCGGCAGUCCACUUUACCAGACUCUUUAA
Messenger RNA from Microplitis demolitor, 669 nucleotides. RefSeq names its product venom allergen 5. Bases 1 to 669 code for a protein of 222 amino acids. Lineage: Eukaryota; Metazoa; Arthropoda; Insecta; Hymenoptera; Braconidae. Gene Ontology annotation, cellular component: extracellular region. The transcript is spliced from 3 exons. The record is from RefSeq and is a predicted model, not a curated record.